AUGCCGGCACUUCCGUUCGAGCUUUGGAUCCAUAUCGCUGACUACAUACCGCCCUACGACCUCCCGAGGUUUGCUGGAGUGAACAGGUUGUUCUUCGAGGCGAUUAUGGAUCAGCUGUACAACCAAUUAAGCUUCAUUAGCUCGGAUACUCGUGUGUUCACAGAGAAGGUACAGGCAUUAAACAGCACAAGUCUGGCUGAAAGGGUUCGAGUGUUGACCCUUUGGCCAGGAGCAAUCCGAGAUGCUAUUGGAGGAAAAGGUGGAGAGGAUUCAUCGGACGACGAAGGAUCUACACGUAAUCGAUCCCCCAGCCCAAAGUUCAAACACGCUCGAUAUCUGAUGAGAGGUCGCGAGUAUGUUGGAGAAUUGCUUGGACACCGCAGAUCGCCAUCUGUACCCUCAUCGCGAGCUGGUGUAAAGUCUUCAGGUUCGGCCCACGAGCGCCGGCAAAUGUUUUUUGACGCCAUCCGAAAUCUAACCCGAGUGGAGGAAAUGCGGAUUGACUGGUAUUACGACAAGGGCGUUGGUGGCGAUGCGUGGACGUUCGCAUUCUUCCCGGAAAUUUGGAAACACAUUGGCCAGAACCUUCAACGACUAUCCAUAGAUAUCCAGGUCUACAAAAUGAACGACGCCGUCAAAUAUUGUGGAUCCCUGCCCAAUCUGGAAGAACUGACCUUGGUGCUGAGGUGCGAUAACGCUCGCGGACACCCUGGCGAUACCAUCGUUCCGUACUUCAUCAACAACCACGCAUCGACACUCCGACGGCUUUCUUUAAAGACGAUCGGACAUCAGGACUUAUCCCUUAUUUUCCAGCUUUUAGGGAUCCUUCCGCACCUGACUCAUCUGUCCAUUGGAAUGCCCCUUGACGCCCGACAUCUCCCCGACCCAUCCGGCUUCAAUCAGUUUCUUCAGAACCAUCCAAAGCUGCAGAAUUUUAGUAUACGCUACAUACGUUGCUGUACAGACUGCGCGUAUGAUGGGUUUAGUACGUUCGACGGGAAGCACAAAUUGUUUCGAAACAUCACACUCCCCGCCAUGCACACUCUGGAGUUAGGGUUGCAUAUCCCUAUGGCAGUUGGUGCGACAGACCCUUUAUAUUACAGUAUUGCGAGGUUGGGGACCAGCCUCACAUCUCUGACGCUGAAAGAUCGUAGCCUGAAGCUUGAUGAGGUCAAGGCAAUAUUGAGGCUUUUCCCUAGUUAUCGCCUCAAGAGGCUGUCUCUCUUUGCCCAACUAUUGACACCGCAACUCAUUGAUCACAUUGCGAAAGUCUGCCCCGCUCUCAAUUCCCUUUCCCUGGAUGUUGAAACGAUCGUCAAAUCAGAAGAUGCUACCGAUCGCCGUAACAAUGAUGUGGACGGGUUUUCGGAGGCUCUGGCCAACUAUGCUGUCGACCUUGAUAACGACCGAUGGCGGUACAGAACUUGGCUGCUCUCCGACAUUUCAAUUAUGCACUGGGAGUUUAAAGUAGGACAUCAGUACAACUGGGCGUGUAUGAACGCUAUUGCAUAUUCCGUUCCCUCUGUGCGGAGUUUUGCCGGCCGAGGACAUAUGCUCGACAGUAACACACCAUGCUCUGAAGAAGGCAAGUUGAUUGUCGAUCUGGGCGAACGCACAAAACCUUUCGACACAUAG
Molecule: messenger RNA, 1635 nt
Organism: Psilocybe cubensis
Lineage: Eukaryota; Fungi; Basidiomycota; Agaricomycetes; Agaricales; Agrocybaceae
Exons: 3
Coding region: 1-1635 (544 amino acids)
Molecular function (GO): protein binding
Source: RefSeq, a predicted model, not a curated record